AUGUGGUUGAGACGUAUGCCUGUGGUUAUAGGCGUAGGCAACACGCAACGCAACGCAACACGGAAACUCGCUGAGGAUUCUUGGGAAGGGAUAUCCCUUGAGUUAGAAAAGGGAUGCGAAGGCGAAAGGAGUUUAUACUCCGUUCGCAACUUCGUUCGUAACUUCGAAGAAAACCUCCCCUAG
Molecule: messenger RNA, 183 nt
Organism: Sclerotinia sclerotiorum 1980 UF-70
Lineage: Eukaryota; Fungi; Ascomycota; Leotiomycetes; Helotiales; Sclerotiniaceae
Exons: 4
Coding region: 1-183 (60 amino acids)
Source: RefSeq, a predicted model, not a curated record